AUGACGAAGAAAGAUCUUAAAAUCCUUGCCCGUAAAGAGAAGAAAAAUCGACAAAGGGAGAUGAACGAAGACCAACCAACGCCGGAACGUCAACCACAACCCCAAGAGAACCCCAUAGACCCCCAAAGCCCCGAUAGCGAUGAGCAUGAUUCAGGCAUCGGAGACUGCGAAAGCGAUCGAUCUUCCAUCUCAGCGCUAGAAACUCAAAAUAGUACAGAAACACUCGUCCAAAACAAUGCCCACAACGAUCCUCAUUCUCGAUCGACUUCUACGACAUCUGCAAACCCUGGUGUUGACCAGCAGUCUGUAUUGAACCCAAUCGCACCUCCACGAGCAGGAAGUGGAGCAGAAGUUCGAGAUCUCAGAGAUACACUGAUAGAUGGUGAAGAUGUGAGCGGACAAAAUGAGUUGGGGUAUUCUCAAAAUGGAAGCAUGACUCAGGACCGAGCAAUGGGAUAUGCAGAGAGAUCUGAGGGACAGCAUGAGUCUGAGGACCUUCAACAUGAAGACCUGGCUUAG
Messenger RNA from Mollisia scopiformis, 519 nucleotides. RefSeq lists its product as uncharacterized. The record is from RefSeq and is a predicted model, not a curated record. The transcript has a single exon. NCBI's taxonomy places the organism in Eukaryota, Fungi, Ascomycota, Leotiomycetes, Helotiales, Mollisiaceae. The coding region runs from base 1 to 519 and encodes 172 amino acids.